AUGACGACGAACCGUUUAUGGUCAACGGAGUACCAACAAAUCUGCGAUGGUACCCUGGACGCGUACGAUUUGGCAACCACCGAAGACUGCACCAUCGGUAUGCGAAGAAACACUUUGGGCGUAACGGAAAUUCCGGCCGGAUGUUACUCCGUACCGCAGUCCAGACCCGGCUCAAGACAGUCCUGUAACAGUACCGAAUCGGAAACGGUCCAGAUGGAACCGGAAGUGGCGCGACAGAUCCAACAGGAACUGACGAACUCGGAAAGUUGGCAGGACUCGAUAUCGUUGGACGAUCGAUUGUCGUUAACUUUGGCGGAGAUCGUGCACAUCCGCACGGUUCUGACUAAAGCGGAAGUGGAGGCCCUGCCGACGGAGGGCAGGGUGCGUCACGACGUCGAAAGUCGGAAAGUUUGUUUCUUGUGCUUGAAAACCAGGUUUGGGAUUUUUGGACCGUGGGGCCAGAGGUGUUCCCUGUGCAAAAGGACCGUUUGCAGCAAGUGUUAUUCCAAAAUGAACAUUCCGAUGGAGCAUUUUAGUACGAUACCGGUGGUACUGCUUAGUCCUAGUAUUAUGUGUACUCCUGAAGAUGACAACAGGGACACCUUAACGAAAACCUUCAUGAACAAAAUGAACAGCGGACCGCAGUCGAGGGACAGCAGUCCGGACUUGAGUAAAUCGCCCUCGGCCCUGAUGUGCGGCAGCACGAUCAGCGAUCCGGGAUUUGCCGGACAGACGCCGGCCCUGUCACGAUUCCGCACGAGUGCCACCACCGUCGGUCGUGCUACUAAAGCGGUCGAUCGAAUGAAAGUUACAAACUUAAUAAGUAUUUAA
Anthonomus grandis grandis is the source of this 831-nucleotide messenger RNA. RefSeq names its product protein spire-like. The transcript has 5 exons. Gene Ontology annotation, molecular function: actin binding. Gene Ontology annotation, biological process: actin nucleation; Golgi vesicle transport; actin filament network formation. The coding region runs from base 1 to 831 and encodes 276 amino acids. Gene Ontology annotation, cellular component: cell cortex; cytoplasmic vesicle membrane. NCBI's taxonomy places the organism in Eukaryota, Metazoa, Arthropoda, Insecta, Coleoptera, Curculionidae. The record is from RefSeq and is a predicted model, not a curated record.